CAAGCUCUCUUACACCUUCAUGUAGUCGUCGUCGUCAAGUAGUCGUCGAGGGUGACGAAGGGUGAGGGUGACGUCAAGGGUCACCUUCAUCAUAGUCGUCGUCUUCGUCACCCUCGGCGAACUCUUCCACUCUGCCGCAGUGAGGCUUCGGAACGGAGGGGUCUGUUGCUGCGAUGAAGAUGGAGGGAGGGGCUGAAUCCAAUGCGGAGGAAACCGCCCUGAUUCUCAUUCCCAAAGGGAAGCACUGCUCUUGAAUUUCCUUCACUCAAGCAGUGUCUUUUUUUUUUUUUUUUUUUUUUUUGGUCCUGCCGUGACUACGUCGUCGAAUGGCCGGGGUGGUAUGUCCGGUGUGGUCUUCGACUUCGCUUUGGCGCACUGUCGUUCUGGAAAAUGUCAGUUCAAGGAGUUCAGCAGGUGUGUGUGAGAGAGAGAGAGAUUGUGGUGAUGAUCAUCUGCUUAUUGGAUUUACGAUGAUGGGUUUUCCUAUGCUUGCCUUUCUGCUUUUGAUUGAAGAGUUUGGAGGUGUGGGUUCUGGGGCAGGCGUUGUAGGUGUGUCGGCUGGUGGAUGGGUAAAUCGCAGAAGGGGAAGCUGCCGACCUUUGGUUUACACAGCGUCUUCGUCGCGGCACUUAGUUACGUGCCAUGCUUCAGAUAAAAAUAGAAAAUUCCAGCUCCCGCCGACGGAGCUUAUGACAGAGCUUCUGAAAUCUAGCAACCCACGAGCAACAGCUUCCAAGUUUUCGGAUUCUCUCACCGAAGAGUUCUUUCGGGCGGCUUCAACUUACCUUGAAACGGCCAAGAAAUCAGGCAAUGCGGGCGUUGUGGAAAAAAUGGAACGUGUGUUAGAGAUAGCCAUGUAUGAGAGGGGCAAAACGCUCAGGCCAGAAGUGCUACUCAUGAAUUCGUUAAUGACCGAAAGGGACAUGAAUAAACGGUUCGAACUUAUCGCCAGCCAUCGGAAGUACAUUAUGGAUCCCGACAGUUACUUCUUUGCAUUAAUGGAGCGGAUGACUACGGAUGCAGAGGGACUUCCAGAUGGGUCCCGGAAAGAGCAGCUUCUGGGACACAUUCGAACUGUGAUCAACGAAACCAAAGAGGCUGGCAAGGUACUGAGGAAAGUAGCAGCGGAGGAAGCAGAUAAUGACGAUGACAGUGACGAUGAUUAGAAUUUUGAAGAUAGCUCACAGAAGUCCGAAACUCCUAUCUUGCUUGCAGAGUAUGGUGAGAUGGUAUCUGGCUGCGAAGCUCCAGAUGCCACCGUCUCUUCUGUGAACCCGUAGCCUUCGAGAGGAUAGUUUCGUCCCUUCGUAGUUCAUGACAUUCAAGGUUACAUCUAGCGGACCGAACAGGUAAUGCCCCAAAUUCACCCUCCAAUACAGCACUUGUAUAAACGAUGUUUAGACUGCUGUGUACUUGAAGUUGAGCAUGCUUGAGGUGAAGAGGAGGCUUGCGGAAAAGAAAAGUUGAUUCCUUUUUGGCUUCAUGGUUCAGAACUUGCUUGGAAACUAGAUGUGUUCUUUUCAAGCUAGUCCAGGAGAUGUGCUGAACCUUGCUCUUGGUGCGUAUGAGAAUUAUUAAUGGUUCAUCAAGAUAUAUUCUAAGCUUUCUAAAUUA
Molecule: messenger RNA, 1614 nt
Organism: Physcomitrium patens
Lineage: Eukaryota; Viridiplantae; Streptophyta; Bryopsida; Funariales; Funariaceae
Source: RefSeq, a predicted model, not a curated record